Messenger RNA from Histoplasma capsulatum G186AR, 429 nucleotides. RefSeq lists its product as uncharacterized. The transcript is spliced from 4 exons. The record is from RefSeq and is a predicted model, not a curated record. The coding region runs from base 1 to 429 and encodes 142 amino acids. Lineage: Eukaryota; Fungi; Ascomycota; Eurotiomycetes; Onygenales; Ajellomycetaceae.
AUGGCAAGCAGCAGUCGAGUCAAAUGCGAAACGAUGCUUGAAUACGGGGGUGGAGAAAGUUACUGCGGCGCGUUGCCAGCUAGCAUGUGCAACGGCUUUGUUUCCACGGCUUCGUCAGCUUCGACAAGGCUAAACCCAAAUCCGCGGCCGGGGGCGUCCAACGGCUGCGUUGGACUAGUCCCAAAGAAGACUGGCUUGCCAAAAGUGGCCAAAGCAUCAUCCAACGCUCACAGGGCUGCAGGAGAUUUCCCCAUUGGCCGGGUUCCGGUGCUGCUUAUCUGCAAGGAAAGGACGCAGCCCGGCGCAUUUCACGCAUGCGCUGUCAGUCAGGUGAUAUCAGGGUGGGAAAGUGCGCGAGGAGAAAAAGGGGCGUGGGGGUUGCAAGGGGACCCUCGGGUGGUGGAGUUCAUAUUACUAGGCAGUUUUUAG